GCACUUGUUUUCAGACAUUUCCAGCGGUGGGUGAACCAAGGAAAUAUGAUUUUUGUUUUUGCUUUGUUCUCCAUGUGCUUGUGGUGUAUGGUUGAUGUGACAGAUGAAGUGAAGGCAAUGUCGGUGAUGGAGGGAGAGUCCUUCACUCUGAACACUGAUGUUACUGAUACACAGAAAUAUCUGUUAAUACAGUGGACGUUUAGAGACGCUCGGAUUGCAGAAAUCAACAAAUUUGCGGAAACCAACUCAACGUUUGAUGCUGAUGCGAGAUUCAGAGACCGAUUGAACUUAGAUCAAACCGGAUCUCUGACCGUCAAAAACACCAGAACCACGGACUCCGGACUUUAUAAGCUAGCGAUAGUCAACCAAGAGACCAGAUACAGAAAGUUCAACGUUACAGUCUGCGGAAGAUCGAGCUCAGACUGCGUGUCGUCCAGCCCUGCGCUCAACGAUUCAAUCGUCGAUCGCACCGAAGACGCCAACGUUACUGAGCUCUAUCAGACGAGUUCAGAAUGCAUUCAACGUUGCAGCUUUACUGAAGCUGUGAUCCGAUUGGCUCUCUCUGCUCUGGUGGGCGUGGUCGCUGUUGCUGUGCUGGUUUACGACGUUAGAUCCGCAAGAAGUGAGCUGGACAGAACAGAAGAGACUGAAUAUCUGAGUAAAAUCUGAUCAUCAGUACGAACUGAGCAGAAGAUUUAGUUCCCCAAAAUAAAACAUGUAUUGAUACUAA
Puntigrus tetrazona (Sumatra barb) is the source of this 730-nucleotide messenger RNA. RefSeq lists its product as uncharacterized. The coding region runs from base 46 to 669 and encodes 207 amino acids. The record is from RefSeq and is a predicted model, not a curated record. NCBI's taxonomy places the organism in Eukaryota, Metazoa, Chordata, Actinopteri, Cypriniformes, Cyprinidae. The transcript is spliced from 4 exons.